AUGAAUUGCCUAAUCUGGAACUGUCAAGGGGCGGCCUCUAGAUCAUUUAGCCGUACCCUUAAACAAUUUGUCCGAGAUUAUAAUCCCCUGAUCUUAGGCUUGCUUGAACCCAGAGUCUCAGGCUCACAGGCUGAUAAAAUAUGUUCAAAAAUAGGUUUUGAUGAAUGGAUGAGGAUUGAGGCUGUAGGUUUCUCAGGAGGCAUUUGGGUCUUCUGGAAGGAAGUGAUUCAUCUAGAUAUUGUAAUUACCCACCCUCAGUUUGUACUGUUGAAAGUCCAUAAUAGUAAUAGUGAACCUUGGUUCCUAUCUGUGAUAUAUGGCAGCCCUAAUGGCCCUCUUAGGAAAAAACUUUUUGAAGACCUAUCUCAACAUAGGAUUGGUUUUGAAGGACCCUGGCUUUCAGUAGGGGAUUAUAACUCUGUCAUAAAUAGAGACGAAACUAGCAAUACUAAUACAUUCUCCUUUGCUCGAUGUGCAGGCUUUCAGGAUUGGAUAUUUAGGGAAGGACUUGUAGAUCUUGGAUAUGAUGGCUCAAAGUUCACCUGGAUGAGAGGGUUGAAUUCUUCAUCAUUUAAGGGAGCGAGAUUGGACCGAGCACUAGGUAAUAUUGAUUGGAAGAAUAGAUUCCCGAAUGUAGAAGUAAUCCACCUGCCAAUGUUAAACUCAGACCACACUCCUCUACUGAUUCGCCUUUCGGGAACACCUCCAAAUAACUGCAACAAAAUCUUCAGAUUUAGUGCAGCCUGGUGCACACAUCCAGACUAUCAACGAUGUGUGAAGCAAUCCUGGUCAGAUUCAAAAAGCCUGGGAGAAAAUAUAAAAUCAACAACUACACAAUUGGAGAGUUGGAACAAAAGUACAUUUGGGAACAUCUUCCAAAGAAAAAGGAGAGCCAUCGCACGAAUAAGGGGAGUACAGCGUAGCCUAGCAGUGCAUUUCAGAUCUGAUCUUAUCAAACUAGACCGGAAGCUGCGAGCAGAAUUGGAAAAUAUAUUAUACCAAGAGGAGCUCCUUUGGUUCCAAAGAUCCAGGGAGGAGUGGAUUGUCUCUGGGGACCGGAAUACACAUUUUUACCAUACAGCCACCAAUAUUAAACAUGCUUCCACAAAAAUCAAGGGUACAGCCACCAAUAUUAAACAUGCUUCCACAAAAAUCAAGGGCUUGAGAGAUAAUAUGGGUAUCUGGAUUACUGACAAGAAAGAAAUACUUGAUCUCCUUCGUGAUUACUAUAUGAACUUAUUCUCUGAAGAUAUGGUGCUACUGCCGGAUGACCCAACCAAAGCAGCUUUCCCUACUCUACAAGAAACAGAAUGGUGCAUGCUGAACAGGCCAUUCACAACAGAGGAAGUUAAAGAAGCAGUCUUUGACAUGGCUCCAUUCAAGGCCCCUGGACCAGAUGGUUUUCAAGCCGGUUUCUACCAAAAAACAUGGAACGUGGUCAACGAGGUGACAUCAAACUUUGCUCUUGAAUUUUUUAGCUCUGGCAAGAUCCCGGUUGGAUGUAAUGAUACAGUGUUGUCCCUAAUUCCGAAGGUGACAAGUCCAGAAUUCGCUAACCAGUUCCGGCCAAUUGGAUUAUGCAACACUUCUUACAAGAUCCUAACCAAGAUGAUGACUACAAGGCUAAAAUUCAUUAUGCGGAAACUUAUUGGCCCAUACCAGACGAGCUUUGUUCCGGGGAGGCAAAUUACAGAUAAUAUACUUGUGUACCAAGAGACCUUGCACUCAAUGAGGUAUAAACAAGGCAAAGAAGGAUGGAUGAUAGUCAAAAUUGAUUUAGAAAAAGCCUAUGAUAGGCUUUCAUGGGACUUUAUCCAAUCAACACUCCUAUAUGCCGGUUUUAAUGAAUGCUGGAUUAGGAACAUUAUGGAGUGUGUAUGCACCUCAAGAUUAGCAGUUGCAUGUAAUGGCCAAACAUCAGAUUGGUUCAAACCCAAGCGCGGGAUUAGACAAGGUGACCCUAUCUCCCCCAUACUUUUUGUCCUUUGCAUAGAAAGAUUGAGCCAUCUGAUAGAAAAUGCAGUAGAUAAGGGCACUUGGAAAGGCCUGAAGAUCACUAGAAAAGGUCCGAUUCUAAGCCAUCUGUUUUUUGCCGAUGAUCUUGUUCUUUUUGGAGAAGCUUCCAUGCACCAAGCCUCAGUCAUCAAGAAGUGCCUAGAAGAAUUCUGCUCCAUGUCGGGGCAGAGAAACCAAUCAAGAAUCAUACUCAGAAUUGAUAUCAAGAGUACAGUUGAGGUUAGCUGGGUGGAAAAAGAAAACGUUAUCACUAGCCGGACGAGUGGUUCUCACUCAAUCGGUCCUAACAACUAUUCCUGGAUAUACCAUGCAACGACAUACCUCCCCCAAGGAGUAAUAUCACGAUUAGAGAGGCUUUCGAGAGACUUCAUAUGGGGUGCUGUGGAUGGGGAAAGAAAAUGCAAUCUGAUUAACUGGCAGACAGUUCUGCAACCAAAGGAAAGUGGAGGCUUGGGGAUACGAAGCCUUGAGCCAACCAAUAGGGCCUACCUAGCUAAACUUGGAUGGAGAUUUCUCAAUGAUGAGGACAGUUUAUGGGUAAAAAUCUUGAAAGUCAAAUAUACCAAUGGCAGAACUGAUCUGGAUUCAUGGGAGGCCAAGGCGAGAAUGUCCAACGCAUGGAGAGGAUUGAUAAAAGCCGCCCCAAUUUUAAAAGAGGGCUCGAGGAAAUAUGUGAAAGAUGGAAGAGCAACUAAAUUCUGGCUUGACAACUGGAUUGGACAUAGACCUCUUUGCAGAGAAAUAUUAAGAGAUAUACCUUCCACAGAGAUGCAGGCGACAGUCUCGGACUACUGGAAUUCGGAGACGGGGUGGUUAUGGAGCAAGUUCUCGGAUUGUUUACCACAAGAAACACUUGAUAAGUUGGCUGCAAUUGUCCUCUGCACUGGUGAAAGGAACCAGGAUGGCUGGGGAUGGGGUAUUGAGAAUUCCAAGAAAUUCUCUAUCAAUGCUGCAUACAAAAUAGCGACAGCCACAAUCCAAGGAAGCGAGGACAAAGCGUGGAAAGCUAUUUGGAGUCUNACACUUGAUAAGUUGGCUGCAAUUGUCCUCUGCACUGGUGAAAGGAACCAGGAUGGCUGGGGAUGGGGUAUUGAGAAUUCCAAGAAAUUCUCUAUCAAUGCUGCAUACAAAAUAGCGACAGCCACAAUCCAAGGAAGCGAGGACAAAGCGUGGAAAGCUAUUUGGAGUCUGAAAGUACCCAAUCGCAUUCGAACUUUUCUCUGGCUAGCGAAACACGUACCCAAUCGCAUUCGAACUUUUCUCUGGCUAGCGAAACACGACCGACAUAUGACGAAUGCCAACAGAGUAAGGAAAGGAUUCACAAAUGAUGCUACAUGUAAAUACUGUGGAUAUUACAGGGAAGAUAUGGAACACAUUAUACGUACAUGCCCAAUUGCCAACCGUGUAUGGGAAACACUUUUACCCUAUGAUCAUGAGAUGAUGAAAAACCAGGAUUAUAGAAGCUGGUUAAACGCAGGUGUGCAAGGCUUUGAGAAUAAGUCUCACAAACAUAUGACAAGCAUUACUUUUGCAAUCGCGACAUGGUGGUUAUGGAAGUGGCGGAAUGAUUUUGUAUUCACAGAUACCAUAGUAGAGGUGCCUGCUAGGACCUAUUGGAUCAGAGAGCAGGUGAAAGAAAUCAAUACUGCCUUUGCCAGAUCUAAGCAACCAGGAGCAGCAUUAAGUAUGAGGGCAUGGAAACAGAUUGGAUGGACCAAACCCCCAGAAGAUUGGUAUAAAAUGAAUAUAGAUGGAAGCUGCAAUCUAAGGAAUAACUCUGCUGGAUGUGGUGGCCUAAUUCGAGAUUCCAGAGGUCUAUGGAUAAGUGGCUACAUGCACAAAAUAGGCAGCUGUUCAGCUAGAGGAGCGGAAGCUUGGGCCCUUUUGAAGGGCAUCCAACUUGUGCAGGCACUUGGUAUUAAUAAAGUCAUAAUUGAGACUGACUCAAGGGACAUCUGGGAAGGCCUCUGCAAUGGUAGGCAAAUUGAAAAUGCAGUAGACAAUAUCCUUCUUGCAUGCAAAACUGAAGCCGCUAAUAUAAGCGAGUGGAAAUUGGAGUGUGUUGGUCGUGAACAAAACAGAGCUGCCGACCUUCUAGCAUGGAAAGCCGAGGAACUGGACAAAGGAGUGAAUAUCUUGCAAUCGCCCCCUGCUGAAUUGUUAGAAAUCAUGGAGGAUGACAAAAUUGGUGUAUCGGCCUGGCGCCAGUGGUAG
This is a messenger RNA of Ipomoea triloba (trilobed morning glory), 4230 nucleotides long. RefSeq lists its product as uncharacterized. Gene Ontology annotation, molecular function: nucleic acid binding; RNA-DNA hybrid ribonuclease activity. The transcript has 2 exons. NCBI's taxonomy places the organism in Eukaryota, Viridiplantae, Streptophyta, Magnoliopsida, Solanales, Convolvulaceae. The record is from RefSeq and is a predicted model, not a curated record. Bases 1 to 4230 code for a protein of 1409 amino acids.